AUGCGCGGGAGCAGCGUCUUGCUGCCUGCGCUGUUGGCGGCGCCCUUUGCGACGGCGAACAGGCCCGCAGUGCGUCCGCUGAACGAACAGGUUGCCCUUGUUACUGGCGCCUCGAGCGGCAUCGGCCUCCAGGCUGCAAAGUACCUGGCCGCCCAAGGCACGGCCGUCGUGCUCGCGGCUCGCCGCACCGACCGCCUCAACGCUGCCGUGACGGAAAUCACCGAGGCAGGGGGCCGAGCAGUGGUUGCAAGCUGCGACGUGCGCAGGGGUGACAUGCUAAAGGCCGCAGUGACUCUGGCAGAGGAGAUCUUUGGUGGCCUCGACUUUGUCUUUGCCAAUGCGGGCAGCUUCUCAAUGGGCGAGGACGAGCUCGAAGCCGCCGAGGACGAGCAGCUUGCGAUGAACGUGGCCGUAAAUCUCAUUGGUUCAGGCCUGCUCACGUUGAAGUAUGCGCUGCCCGCGCUGAAAAGGCGAGGCGGUGGCGCUGUUGUCUUCACCUCCUCCAUAGCUGCGUACUUCAACAAGGUCACAGGAGCAGCCUAUGAGCAAAUGACAGCAAUAAAUGCGGCUUCAAAGGCGGGUCUCGACUCAAUCGCGAACGUUGGCGCCGGCGCGUUUGCUAGGCAUGGCAUCCGCCUCUACAGCCUCAACUUAGCUCUCUACGAGUCGGAGAUGAGCCUUGGUACUCUUGGCGAGCGGGGAUCCCUGAACCAAUUCGCUGCCAUGAUCAACCCCUACCACAAGGAGAAAGCGGGCCAUCCGAGAGAAAUUGCAAAGGUGAUCGCGCACAUCGCGGACAAUAGCACACUCUGGCCGUCCGGCUCGCUCGUCACGGUGGACGGCGAUUCGACCAUCAGCAGCGAGGUCUUCCACCGUGCCCGCUUCCAGCCUGGACUGCCAGAGCUCUUGGGCAUGCCAAGCCCGGCAGAGCUCAAGGAACACCUAAGGGACCACAGGGGUGGGCCUUACCUCCAGGUCAAGGACGAAGUGUGA
Messenger RNA from Emiliania huxleyi CCMP1516, 993 nucleotides. RefSeq names its product short chain dehydrogenase. The record is from RefSeq and is a predicted model, not a curated record. The transcript has 3 exons. NCBI's taxonomy places the organism in Eukaryota, Haptophyta, Isochrysidales, Noelaerhabdaceae. The coding region runs from base 1 to 993 and encodes 330 amino acids.